Panicum virgatum (switchgrass) is the source of this 594-nucleotide messenger RNA. RefSeq lists its product as uncharacterized. Lineage: Eukaryota; Viridiplantae; Streptophyta; Magnoliopsida; Poales; Poaceae. The record is from RefSeq and is a predicted model, not a curated record. Bases 1 to 594 code for a protein of 197 amino acids. The transcript is spliced from 2 exons. Gene Ontology annotation, biological process: DNA repair; telomere maintenance. Gene Ontology annotation, molecular function: DNA helicase activity.
AUGGAUCUUAUUGCUGUUGCUACUGCUACAUCUGGUAUAGCUGCUUCCAUUAUGCCUGGUGGGCGCACUACACAUUCUCGCUUCAAGAUUCCAAUAAAACUGAGUGGCAAUACUAUGUGUAGCUUUACAAAGCAGAGUGGCACAGCAGAGCUGCUUAGAAAGGCAUCUCUGAUAAUAUGGGAUGAGGUUGCAAGGACUAAGAGGCAAGUAGUUGAGGCUCUUGACAGGUCACUUAGGGAUAUAAUGAGUUGUGAUAUGCCGUUUGGGGGGAAGGUUAUGUUGUUUGGUGGUGACAUCAGACAGGUUCUUCCUGUGGUGCCGCGUGGAACAAGAGCUCAGAUCAUUGAUGCAACCUUACUUAGAUCAUACAUAUGGGAAAGUGUUCGGUGGAUCAGGUUGACCCAGAACAUGCGAGCUCAGGCUGAUACAUGGUUUGCAUAUUACUUAUUGAGGAUCGGUAAUGGGAUCGAGGAAGCAUUUGAGGGUGACUACAUGUGGCUUCCUGAUGACAUUUUGAUUCACAAUCCUCCGGAGGAUGAUUCCAUUGUCAUCCUUAUAUAUCAGAUUUUUGGGGAAGCAGAAGAUUUUCUUUAG